Molecule: messenger RNA, 2198 nt
Organism: Moneuplotes crassus
Lineage: Eukaryota; Ciliophora; Spirotrichea; Euplotida; Euplotidae
Source: the annotation of a GenBank genome assembly
AUGAAACUCUGCGCUCUCAAAGAGUCAUACCCUGAUAUCCCGAUUCUUGGUUUGACCGCCACAGCCACUAAUCAAGUCAAGGCAGAUAUCAAAAAGAUUCUGAAACUUGAAGAUGUGCUCUACUUCCAAAGUUCUUUCAAUAGGCCAAAUUUAUUCUACGAAAUAAAGACUCUAAAGAAGGCAAAAUGGGAGGAAGACAUUGCUCAGGUAUGCAAGGAGCACUGCAGCUUCUCUUCCAGAAAAGAGUCGGGAAUAGUCUACUGUCUCAAGAAGAAGGAAACUGAAUCUAUAGCUAAAUCUCUGAAGUCAAAGUACAAGAUUAACUGUUCCUAUUUCCACGCAGAUCUUCCACUUGAGAAGAGGAAUGAAGUUCAAAGAAAAUGGAUGAAAAAUGAAAUUCAAGUGAUCAUUGCCACGAUCGCAUUUGGAAUGGGAAUUAACAAAUAAGGACGUCAGGUUUGUCAUACACUGCGGGUUCCCCAAAUCCAUCGAGUCUUACAUCCAGGAGUGUGGCCGAGCUGGUCGAGACUCUCUCCCUGCCAGAUGCAUCCUUUAUUACAAUUACGGAGAUCGGAGACUCCAGGAUUGGUUCAUCAUGAACAGCACUAAAAACACAUGCAGUGAUGUCAGGAAGGAAGAGAACCUGCAUAACUUAUACAAAAUGAUAGAUUAUCUUGAAGAGACUUUCCUCUGAAGAAGGAAAUUACAGCUAUUUUUCCUUGGUGAAAAAUUCAAGACUAAAGACUGAAAAUAAGAAUUGUGACAACUGUGCUAAAGAUUACCGACUCAAAGAGAUCAACGUGACAGUUGAGGCAAAGAUUAUCCUGGAGUUCAUUCAGGAGGUAGAUCAGCCCUUGGUCACCCUUAUACAGUGCAUUCCAAUUCUACGUGGGAACAAGGUCAAAAUCACGAAUUAUUUAGUAACAAAAGUUGCAGCUGGAUAUUCAGGAAAGUUGAAAUAAGUUCAGUGCUGACCAAGUCAGGCGGAUGAUCAUAAAAAUGCUAAUAAUGAGAGUCCUAAGGGAGGAAUUUAUCGAGAAUGAGCACUGUACAAAUUCAUAUCUUCAGCUAGGCCCAAAAUCCAUGGAUUUCGUUAACAAUUUGAUCCCCUUCUACAUCACUGUUGGCAAAGCUAGAGCCAAAGAGAAAAAGCAGACAAAGAUUGAUGAAUAUGAAGAACAAGAGGAGAUAGAAGUCAGCGAUAAUGAUGCUGAUUAUGACUCAGACAAUGUCUGCGAAAACUAUGAUCUCCAAGAGCCAGCCCCAGAGGAAGAGCCUGAGCAAGAAAAGCCAGAUAUCCAAGAGGAAAGUAAUCUGAAUGAACCCUCUGAAUCUCCUAAGCAAGAAUCUAUGGUUAAGGAUAAGAUUAAUAAUUAUAAGUAAGAGUUUAUCAAAAAUGAUAAGUGAAGAGUGUUCUCCAAUAGAGGAGCCUACUCCUGUUCAUAACUCACAGUCUUAUAAGUACUCUAAUUCUGAUUUGAUUGCAAUCGAGGAGCGUCUUAACAAAGCAUGAUUGGAAAUCCAAAAGAGAUUCAUGAACUCUCCAAAUUCCAACCUCUACACCCAAAUCUGCACCACCUUUAGUGCAAAAUUGUGAUCUAAAAUCACAGAAAAGCUCAAAUCCACCCAAAUCCCACUCCAAACCCUCGUUUCCUCCUGUCACUCUCCCACAGACUCCUUCCUCAACUACUCCCACAUCCUCGUAUCCGAAAUAAACCAUUACACAAGAAUUCAAAAAUCGCUUCAAAGCCUCACUGUUUCUCUCGCACAAGAAGAAGUUUUCUCCAUUAAGGACGAGGACAUUUACUCUCAGCUUUCAGAGUUUGUUCUUGAAGAGACUCCUCGCCAGCCUCAGCCUAUCAAGGCUUUGCCUCAGGCGGAGCCCAAGUCAAAGCCUAAGCAGAAGAAGCCACUGAGGAAGCAGGCUACAGAUUCUGAGCUGAGUGACUCUCUUAGUGAGUACUCUCAGAAAUCAUCGAAAAAUUUCAAGUCUUUUGGAUAUGUACAGGCUGAUAAUGACAGGUCACUGCAGGAAAUGGGCCAGUUUGGAGGAGUCAAGAAAGUGAAGAAGGGGAGGAAAUUUGUUCCACCUUUUGGAAGAAAACGUAAUUUCUAGAGUGCUCUUGAAGGUUUGAAUGCAGUUUUUGGAAAUAGGAUUGGAAAUUGAAGGAUUUAAGUAUAAAUAGGCCAUUUCAGCG